Messenger RNA from Penicillium waksmanii, 1059 nucleotides. Its product is annotated as aromatic alcohol reductase. Gene Ontology annotation, molecular function: oxidoreductase activity. The coding region runs from base 1 to 1059 and encodes 352 amino acids. The transcript has 5 exons. NCBI's taxonomy places the organism in Eukaryota, Fungi, Ascomycota, Eurotiomycetes, Eurotiales, Aspergillaceae. The record is from RefSeq and is a predicted model, not a curated record.
AUGUCGAAAACCCAGGUUCUGUUGGUCGGGGCCGCGGGUGAAACCGGAGGUUCCAUCGCAAAUGGUCUCCUCGAUGAUGGUCGCUUUGAUGUUAUCGCUCUGGUCCGACCGGCCUCUAUUCACAAGCCCGCCAUUCAGCGACUGUCGGAUAACGGUAUUCAGAUCCGCAAGUGUGACUUGAAGGCCCCCGAGGAGCAUCUGAUCGAGGCCCUGUCCGAAAUCGACGUUGUCAUCAGCUGCGUUGGUCCCGCUGAGCAGCAGGAUCAAAUCCCGCUGGCCAAGGCCGCGAAGAAGGCUGGCGUCAAGCGCUUCAUUCCCUGUGGUUUCAUUACCGUUUCACCUCCCGGUGGUGUGAUGUGGCUGCGCGACGAGAAAGAGAUUGUCUACAACCAGAUCCGCCAGCUGUGGCUCCCGUACACCAUUGUCGACGUGGGUUGGUGGUACCAGCUCUCCUACCCUCGUCUUCCUUCCGGCCGUGUCGACUAUGCUAUGACCUCCGGCAACGACGAGAUCAUUGGAGAUGGAAAUAUGCCCACUGCGCUCACCGACUUGCGGGACAUCGGUCGCUACAUGGCAAUGAUCAUUUCCGACCCCCGCACCCUCAACAAGAAGAUUCUCGCCUACAACCUGGUUUCUUCACAAAACCAGAUCUACGAACUGAUGGAGGAACUUGCCGAGGAGAAGGUCGAUCGGAACUAUGUCCCCGAAGAGACUAUCUGCAGCCGAGUUGUUGCCGCUCGCCAAGCCAGUGAAACCUACCCCUUCGACCCUAUCAAGUUCAUCCCUCGCUACCUCGCCGAAUACCAAUACUCCUGGGGCAUCCGGGGCGACAACAAUCCCGAGUACGCCAAGUACCUGGGAUACCAUCUCACCACCGAGUUAUACCCCGAGUUCAAGCCCACCGAUUUCCGCGAGUAUCUCCAGACUGUCAUCCGGGGACCGCCAAGGGUGUCUACACUGACCCACCAACGACACUUCCCCCGUACCGAGUCGAGCGACUCCCUGUACACUCGCAUUUUCCCGCGGACUGAGUCCAGCGAAUCCCUCAUGUCGCGAUGA